Molecule: messenger RNA, 1336 nt
Organism: Arabidopsis arenosa
Lineage: Eukaryota; Viridiplantae; Streptophyta; Magnoliopsida; Brassicales; Brassicaceae
Source: the annotation of a GenBank genome assembly
ACCAUCUCUUCUUCUUCUUCCUCUUCAUUCAGUGAACAGAUUUAGCUAUGGCUUUCUCUGCACCAUCACUAACCAAAUUCUCUCUUUUGGUCGCCAUUUCAGCAUCAGCUCUCCUCUGUUCUGCUCUUGCCCGUGAUUUCUCCAUUGUUGGAUACACACCGGAGCAUUUGACCUCCACUGACAAGCUUCUAGAGCUCUUUGAGUCAUGGAUGUCAGAACACAGCAAGGCUUACAAAAGCGUGGAGGAGAAGGUGCACAGGUUCGAGGUGUUCAGAGAGAACCUGAUGCAUAUAGACCAGAGGAACAAUGAGAUCAACAGUUACUGGCUCGGUUUGAAUGAGUUUGCGGAUUUGACUCAUGAAGAGUUCAAGGGAAGAUAUCUAGGACUUGCAAAGCCACAAUUCUCUAGAAAGAGACAGCCCUCUGCUAACUUCAGGUACAGAGAUAUCACUGACUUGCCUAAAUCCGUAGACUGGAGGAAGAAAGGCGCUGUGGCUCCUGUCAAGGACCAGGGUCAAUGUGGUAGCUGUUGGGCAUUUUCAACAGUUGCAGCUGUCGAGGGGAUCAACCAGAUCGCAACAGGGAAUCUGAGUUCGCUUUCAGAGCAAGAACUCAUAGACUGUGACACAACUUUCAACAGUGGCUGCAAUGGAGGUCUCAUGGACUACGCAUUCCAGUACAUAAUUUCAACAGGUGGUCUCCACAAAGAAGACGAUUACCCUUAUCUCAUGGAAGAAGGAAUUUGUCAAGAGCAGAAGGAGGAUGUGGAACGUGUGACGAUCAGCGGCUACGAAGAUGUCCCAGAAAACGAUGACGAAAGCCUUGUAAAGGCUUUAGCUCAUCAGCCAGUCAGUGUGGCUAUUGAGGCUUCAGGAAGAGACUUCCAGUUCUACAAAGGGGGAGUGUUUGAUGGACGAUGUGGAACAGACCUAGACCACGGUGUAGCAGCGGUUGGAUACGGUUCAUCAAAGGGAUCUGACUAUAUUAUUGUCAAGAACUCAUGGGGACCAAGAUGGGGAGAGAAAGGGUUUAUUAGGAUGAAGAGAAACACCGGUAAACCAGAGGGACUCUGUGGAAUCAACAAGAUGGCCUCAUAUCCUACCAAGACCAAGUGAUGAUCUACCUUGUUGCUGCAUCCUACCUUUUUUUCUUUCUUUCAAUGCAUUUCGAUUGCACAUUAUAUUGUAUUGAUGAAUGUGAGAUUUUAAAAUAAUAUGGUGAGAGUUCUCUUACCUAGUUUUUCUGACUGCAAGUCCUCCCAAUGCUCCUCCAGCUUCAAGAAACCUAAAAACCAUGACCAUAGAGCUACCUCUCUCAAUAAGAUCAUGUUCUUAAA